Molecule: messenger RNA, 2703 nt
Organism: Hyla sarda
Lineage: Eukaryota; Metazoa; Chordata; Amphibia; Anura; Hylidae
Gene: LONRF1
Product: LON peptidase N-terminal domain and ring finger 1
Exons: 12
Coding region: 134-2245 (703 amino acids)
Molecular function (GO): protein binding; metal ion binding
Source: RefSeq, a predicted model, not a curated record
GCAGUGUAAAGCCCGGUGACGUCAGGAUGAGGAGGCGGGGCACCUAGCAGCACAGUUAUGAGAGCCGGUGACGUCACGCCCCGCCCUCUGGUCCCGCCCCUGUUAUGUCUUGUUAUGAAACUGGGCAGCGGCAAUGUGUUUUGUAACCUUCUCCCGCUCCGCAACCAAUCAGAAGUGUCCCCGGCGGUCACCUGAUCUACUGGCCGUAGUCGCACUUUAUGUAAUGGCAGGUAUUGAGUGCUGUGCGCUCAUAGAGUCUCUUACUAUGUCUCGCCCGAUACAGCUGGAGCCGCUGCUGGAGUGUCUGCUGCGGCAGUACCGGGGCUCGGUGGUGGUCCGGGAGCAGGAGGAGGCAUGUGUGUUGCGGUGCCCGGGCUGUGGCGGCUUCCUGCGGGACCCGGUGACGGUGCAGUGCGGGCACACGUACUGCUGGCCCUGCGUGCGGGGGGAGCCGAGGAGGCGUUGCCGCCGGUGCCAGGGGGACAUGGGGCGCUCACCCCGCCGGACAUGUGUGCUCCUCAAGCAGCUGGCGGAUAAAUGUCUACCCGGGAGGAGCUGGCCGCACCGGGACGUGGCUGAGCUGCUGGAGGCGGGGGAGCACCGGGAGGCGCUGAGCAGGAUCGGCCCGGCCAUAGACACAGAUCCCAGUGACUUGAUACUACGUGUUUACAGAGCAGAGUCCUAUGCUGCACUAUUUGAAUAUGAGAAGGCUCAUGAGGACCUGGACUUUGCCCUUUUCAAACAACGUGACUGGCCAGAGGUGUACUUCAGGAAAGCCAAAUUACUGCAGGAGACUGGGAAUUUGUACGAAUCUUUAACAUUUUACCUCCAGUGUCUGGCUUUAGAUGAGGAGUACACAUCUGCCAGGAAUGAGAUAGAAAAGAUCCUACGCGACUUUCUCUUUCCCGUCCCAGAAACCGUAGAAGGUAUUCUGAAGGAUCUUGAAAUAAAACCUUUGCCAAAUCCCCAAGUGAAACCUUUUGUAUUAGGAUCAGAUAGGAAAGAGAAUACAUAUCAUUUGCACACAAGUCUGGAACAGGAUAAGGGCACGACAAAGCAAAUAAAGAGCACGAGCAGUAGUGGCCUGAAGCGCACACAGUCCGUGCAUGCUCUGCAUGGUAAAGAGAAGACGAAUGCUGAGGAAGGCUUGAAAAGGGUAGCCUCAGAACCCCUCUUAUUAAGCCACGAAAAUGGCAUAUUGCUGAAAAGAAAGCUCUCCCUUUCUGAGCAAGAUGCAAAUAUCUGUGAAGAUGGUCGGAUUAAGCACUUAAGGCAUGGAGAAACCUAUGAUGGGGAAUCCUCCAACUUAAGAGUAGACCCAUCCAUCCUACGUAAGCUGAUUGAUGGAAGUGACUUUGAAUGCUCCCUUUGCAUGAGGUUAUUUUAUGAGCCAGUUACCACACCCUGUGGACACACCUUCUGCAAGAAAUGCUUGGAGCGCUGUUUGGAUCACACACCUCAAUGUCCUUUAUGUAAGCAGAGCCUAACAGAGUAUCUAGCAAACAGAACCUACAAUGUGACAACCUUAUUGGAAGAACUUAUCAAGCAAUAUCUCCCUGAAGAGCUGUGCGAGAGGAGAAGGCUUCAUGAAGAAGAAACCGUUGAACUAUCAGACUUAACAAAAAACGUGCCUAUCUUUGUAUGCACAAUGGCCUAUCCAACCGUGCCUUGCCCUCUCCAUGUGUUUGAGCCACGAUAUCGACUUAUGAUUCGGAGGUGUAUGGAAACUGGUACAAAGCAAUUCGGAAUGUGCAUUGGUGAUCCCGAAAAAAGCUUUGCAGAUUAUGGUUGCAUGCUACACAUUAGGAACAUUCAUUUCCUACCUGAUGGUCGUUCUGUGGUUGACACAAUUGGAGGAAGAAGAUUUCGGGUUGUAAAAAGAGGAAUGAGGGAUGGAUACUGCACCUCUGACAUAGAGUAUUUGUCUGACACCCAGGUUGGUGAAGAAGAGCUGCAGCAGCUCAGAGAACUUCAUGAUGCGGUCUACACUCAGGCUUGUCGCUGGUUUCAGAACCUCCGAUACAAGUUUCGAAGCCAGAUCCUUCAUCAUUUUGGUUCCAUGCCAGAGAGAGAGGAAAAUAUACAGGUUGCUCCAAAUGGACCAGCCUGGUGUUGGUGGCUCCUGGCAGUGUUACCUGUGGAUCCCAGGUAUCAGCUUUCUGUUCUUUCUAUGAGAUCAUUAAAAGACCGUCUCCUGAAAAUCCAGCAUAUACUGACCUAUUUCUCUAGAGACCAGUCCAAAUGACUAACCGCCUGGAGCUUCCUUAACAGUCAUCCAAUCCUGACUCUAAUCACCGCUGGAGUUUUUGCUAUCUUUGCACAUAUGGCAUUGGUUUGAACAAAGUUCUGGACUAUUGCAGAUGCCUGUUGGAUAAAACCUGCUUCUGACUAUAGAACUUGUGGAAAUACUCUGCUUUUUUUUUUUAUUUUAUUUUUUUAUCUCAUUUGGUUAUGACAACAAGCCUAUUGCACUAUGUAUAGAGUUAAUGUUUGUAUUUUAAAUGCUGUAAAUUUAAAUUUCAUUUGAGUUAAAGAUUUCUAAAUAUGUGUGUUUUGUGUAUUGCUGCUCCAAGUACAUUGUAAAUGGAAUGUAAGAGACUUAUCCAGAGGAGAAUCCUCAUCCUGGUUGUCUCUGAUUUAAUAUUUUUUAUAAAUCUAUGCAGUAUUUGUGUUCUAGUGUCCAAAUUCUUUUGUAUCUUUCUU